AUGCCUCAGAGUGCAUACUCUUCCAAGCGGGCCCCUAAGAGCUCCGCCAAAAACGCCCACCCCCGCCCCUCAACCCCCGAGUCCAACAUCAUGCGGAACCUCGAAAUGUCACCGAAGGCCAAUCAGUCUCGAAAGUUAUCCAAUGCUCAGCCAUCCGAUAGGAAACGGAGAGCGUCAUCAUCAUCGGUCUCAAGUGUUUCUUCAGUCUCGUCCCUCGACGAUCUGAGUGACGAGGCAGAUGAUUCAGAAGAAGAUGCAGACGACGAGCAAGAACCAGCAGUUCGGGCCCCGUCUUAUGGUCGUCGCCGAGACAAUAAGGCGGGGCGCCAACCUACAAUCAACAAGAGAAGACGUGUCCUGCAAGACAGCAGUGACAGCAGUGACGACAAUGACGGCAAUGACUCAGAUGAUAGCUCAGAUGAUGUGUAUGCCGGUGUAGAUUACAUCACAGAUGCUGAAGAUGAAGACCAAGACGUCGAGAAGAUGGAAGAAAUGAUAAUCGUGGAGUCUGAGAAAACCCACCGGCCUUUGCCCAGCUCUGGAUUUGCUGAUGAUGGGUGGGCUAUCAACUCCUUCGACGAUCACAUGUUCCUACCAGCUGCAUCGUUUUUUGAUGAGGAACAUCUUUACAGUGCUAUGGACACCUUUGGAGAGCCUCAGGUGACUAGCGAAGCCGCUGAGACACCAGUCGCCCGCCGAGUUCACUUCGAGGAGCGAUCCGAUUCGUCCUCUGAUAGUGAUUCCCACAGUGACGACGACAUACCCGGUGAUUUCUUGCAGCAAGACAGCUUGGACCCACAGUUGCGUCGUAUGAUCGAAAACGACAACGAAAAUUACCAGAGAAAUACCCGCCGGCAAUCGGAAGAAAUGUUCGGCGACGCCGACUACGGCCAUGGAAGCAUCUACCAUGUCGAGUCUGAAGGAUCCUCCGAGGGCAGUUUGAGUGGUUACGAGAGCGACGAUGGUGACACCACAGACGAGGAUCUCCCCCCACCAGCAACCAUCACCCACCCUCGAUCCCUUCUUCGCCGGGAUUCGUCCGACUCUUUGGCCCCUGUGGAUGAGAAGAGUGACUGUAUCCCCCGCCGCCGCGGGCCUAUCAUGGGAACCUUCGUAGCAGAUCCCCACAAGCCAGUAGCCUUGGUCGACUGCACUGGCAAGCAUCUCGUCAUCAUUCCCGCGUAUGCCUCUUCUCGCCACGACUGGCUAGACUCCGCUGCCAACAGUAUGCCUGGAACUGCCAACACCAGCCCUCGCCAGACUACACUUCACUUGGUUGAUGAGAGCGAUACGGAUGCACUCGCCUCACCCAAUCAGAUUGAUUUCAGCCCAAUGCUGGCUUCGAGUGCCAACCUCAUGAUGACCGCCCUCGGCAACGAUCUCACCCCGGGAGGCCAGGUCAUGGGACCCCCUGAGGCAUUCUACCCUUCUCAGGACUUCACCAUCGACAGCUCGUUCGAAGAAGACGAAGAAGAUGACCCAGAGUCUGCUCUCAACGUCGAUGACUUCAUUGACUUUGGCAAUGGAUCCUCCGAUGAAGAUGAGGACAUGGAUAAGCAGUUUGAUGACGAUGCCAUGGUCUCCCCGAUGGCCGCUACAUUUGGCAAGUCCAUGGGCACGCCUACCCCCAGCCGCAAGUCCGAGCCGCAGCCAGCAAACAGCGAAGAGCGCUUCCUCAAUCACCUAGACAAAGGUAUUGUCACCGCCUUCCGUCGCAACCACAACCGCUACCAGGCGCUCCUCCGCCUCCCCCAGCACCGCGAGUUCAUGCCCGCAAACUCUCCCGCGCGCCCUGCCAGUGUCUUCCGGCACGCCAAGAACAACGACCAGCGCACUCCCACCCGCAAGCGCAAAUCCAGCAGCAUUGCAGGUGGCGAGGCUGUGCGACGCAAGCUGAUGGAUGCUCAGCAACGUCGCUCUCAGCUCCCCAUCCCAGCACCUCUCUGA
Messenger RNA from Penicillium expansum, 1947 nucleotides. RefSeq lists its product as uncharacterized. The coding region runs from base 1 to 1947 and encodes 648 amino acids. Lineage: Eukaryota; Fungi; Ascomycota; Eurotiomycetes; Eurotiales; Aspergillaceae. The record is from RefSeq and is a predicted model, not a curated record. The transcript has 2 exons.